UAUGGGAUUAGAUGAUAAUUACUACAUGAUUAAGUUCUCAAUGACAUGGCCACUCUUUCAGAAGCCUAUGGUGACAGUCCUCUCGGUCUUCAACAUAUUAUUCCUCUUGAUUUCGACUCCAUUCAUGAGUUACCAGAUUCACAUAUAUGGUCUGAUCACGUCAAUGAUCACGACUCAGAAAAAUAUACGCAUCUAAAGCAUGCGCCGAAGAAUGAAGAAUCUAGCGUACCAAUUAUUGAUCUAAGUGCUCCAAAUGUUGUGGAGCUUGUUGGCAAUGCAUGCGAAACUUGGGGUAUGUUUCACGUGAUUAAUCACGGUGUUUCCUCGAUUCUUGUCAAUAAUGUCGAGUCACAUGCUCGACAAUUGUUUUCACUUCCAACUCAACAUAAAUUGAAGGCCCUACGAGCACCUGGUGGAGCCACCGGGUACGGCGUUGCUAGGAUAUCGCCAUUUUUCUCCAAGUUAAUGUGGCAUGAGGGCUUCACCAUUAUGGGCUCUACAGUUGAGCAUGCAAAGGAACUUUGGCCCCAUGGCUAUGAAGAUUUUUGCAAUGUAAUGGAUAAUUAUCAAAAAAGGAUGAAAUCAUUGGCCUAUCAAAUCAUGCUUCUAAUCCUCAAGUUCUUAGACAUAACUAAAGAAGAAGAAGAAGAAGUGAUUUCUGUAUCAUCUAUUCACGAAUCCGACGCCGAUGGUGCACUGCAACUGAAUUCUUAUCCGUGCUGUCCGGAUCCGAAUCGAGCUAUCGGGUUAGCCCCACAUACGGAUUCACUCCUCCUUACUAUUCUUCACCAGAGUGAAACAAAAGGGCUCCAAAUUCAUCGAAAUGGAGUCGGGUGGGUACCUGUUCCUCCAGUAUCCGGAGCCCUAGUUGUGAAUAUAGGAGACUUAUUGCACAUUUUAUCGAAUGGAAGACUCCCUACAGUUUAUCACCGUGCAGUUCCGAAUCAGGAUAGGCAUAGAGUUUCUGUAGCGUACUUUUAUGGACCUCCGGUGGAAUCCAUUAUUGGGCCACUGAAUAAGCUUCCAAGUCCAAUAUAUCGUUCAUUGACAGUGAAAGAGUAUAUUAGUCUUAAGAAUAAGCAUCGUGGGAAGGCUCUUUCUUUGAUCAAGAUUUGAUUUUAUCAUGUUCAUGUGGGUCGGGUCGGGUCAUCAGCAAGGUCUUGCGUCAAUAUCCCGCAUAUUAUAUAAUAUGUGGAGAAUUCAAUUUUAUCGAGUUCAUGUUAGAGAUAGUGGGAAUAGUCGCUAUACUAUUCAUAAAGGUCACUAUUUUACAUGUUAAUUAUUAGCUCUCAUUUACGAGCAUCUUAAGUGGCGUUUGGAUUGCUAUUAUCAUUAUUUCUAUUCAAGAUGCCUUUUUAAGUGCUUGUUUGUAUUCA
Olea europaea var. sylvestris is the source of this 1376-nucleotide messenger RNA. Its product is annotated as gibberellin 3-beta-dioxygenase 1-like. The record is from RefSeq and is a predicted model, not a curated record. The transcript is spliced from 2 exons. Gene Ontology annotation, molecular function: gibberellin 3-beta-dioxygenase activity. NCBI's taxonomy places the organism in Eukaryota, Viridiplantae, Streptophyta, Magnoliopsida, Lamiales, Oleaceae. Gene Ontology annotation, biological process: gibberellin biosynthetic process; response to light stimulus. Bases 46 to 1116 code for a protein of 356 amino acids.